AUGGAUGCCGUGACCAAAGUAUGGAUCCCCGAAUCUUACGAGGAAGUCACUUGGAAUCCCGAAGUAAAAGAAAAGAAGGAUUUAUGGGCUGGCACCGAAGAAGCCAUCUCGGAGUACCUCGAGUCAAUGGUAGAUAACCCGCGAAAGGCAUUGCGCUUUUCGUAUGUGCAGGAAGACCCUGAUAAGCUGCUCAUGCAACCCGCGCCAACCUCCCCGACGCCAUUUCACCAAACAUGUCACGAUUCGCACGCUGGCUGCCCCUCAACAAUGGAUCUUACCGUCGCUACGAAGUCCAAGACGCCCGCGAGCACGCCCUCGUCGAGCCCGGGCCUCUUCUCCCCCUCUCUCCAUCCGAUCAAGACCUACCUACCUUCCCUCCCAGAUGACACGCCGCAUCCGAGUCCAUACCUGCACCCGUUGCAGAUGCAUAAAGUUCGAGAGACUCACAAAGCCCAAGUCGAACAGGACUUCAUAACCGGCCGCAAACUGAUCAACCAGUACGAGAUCAUCAACGAGAUUGGCAGAGGUGUCCAUGGAAAGGUCAAAUUGGCGAGGAAUCUCGAGACGGGAGGCUAUGUCGCUAUCAAGAUCAUACAGCGCUUCUCCAAGAAGCGCAAGUUGGGACGAGUCACAGUGUCGCCCGAGGACAAGACGAAGAAGGAGAUCGCGAUCCUGAAGAAGAUUCGCCAUGCUAACGUCGUGGGCCUGCUGGAAAUCAUCGAUGAUCCCGAGCUGAAGAAGAUAUACAUGGUCCUGGAACAUGUCGAGCUUGGAGAGAUUGUAUGGCGCAAGAAGGGCGACAAGAAUAUAUGUCUAUACGAAAGACGUCGGAUCGAGAGAGAGGGUAGAAGCGAGAAUGGCCUGGGGGCCGAUGAGAAGUUUGGCAAGCUCUUGGAAAGGCGGCGGCAGCGCAGAGAUGCUCAACGAGAAAGGCUCUUCCUACAACACCACCCAGAUUACUGGAGUUUAGAACAUGGCCACGAUGAAGAAUUGGAGAGAUCUAUGUCGAGAGAGAAUGUAUAUGGUUCUGCAUCAAGUCUCUCUCGCCAUGGCUCCAUCUUGCCAUCCAAUCCGGGCUCCAGGGCUCACUCUAGAACAGCUUCUCGCGCGCCCUCACGCACCAGCUCUCGCGCCCAUACCCCGCUCCCUACCGAGUUCGAUAUUGGUGCUCUUGACAGUGACAACGAGAACGAUGAGCCAGCCCCCCUAUCCGCUGGCUCUAACCACGGCUCAUCGUCCGCCCUCGAAGCUACUUACUAUGGCUCGUACCCUGAGGAUCCCACAUAUCGAGGCCGAUCUCCGAGUAUGGCUGACAGUAUCAUCUCCCACAUGUCUUCCAUGGACGGGAAUGAGCACGAUGCCUUCGAAGACGACUUCUCCUAUGUCCCAUGCUUCACUAUUGAUCAGGCGCGAUCUGCUUUCCGAGACACGGUCCUGGGCCUAGAAUAUCUGCACUACGAAGGAGUUGUCCACCGAGACAUCAAGCCAGCAAACCUCCUAUGGACCAAAGACCACCGAGUCAAGAUCUCCGACUUCGGGGUCUCCUACUUUGGAAGACCGAUUCGAGAAGGCGAGACGGAGGAGAAUAUCUCGGAAGCUGAUGCGACGGACUUUGAUGAUGAUCUCGAACUUGCCAAGACGGUUGGAACGCCCGCCUUUUUUGCCCCCGAGCUCUGUUACACAGACCUCGAUAUCGAGCAGCCCAGGGUGACAGAACAGAUCGAUGUCUGGUCUCUCGGAAUCACCCUCUACUGCCUCAUCUUCGCUCGAAUUCCCUUCCUCGGCGACGACGAAUACCAACUGUUCAAGAACAUCGCCAAAAGAGAUGUAUACAUUCCGAAAAAACGCCUGAAGGCGGUCGACCCCAAUGCCCCAACGCCCCCGAUGGGGGCUGAGAAACAUACUGGUCCGUCUACAGGUCCUUACAGAGAGGAAGGGGAACUCGCUUUCGAGGAUAUCGAUGAUGAGCUACACGAUCUGAUCAAGAGGAUGCUGAUCAAGGAUCCUGCGGAGCGAAUUAGACUGAGGGAGGUGAAGCGGCAUCCUUGGGUGAUGCGCGGCAUUGCGGACAAGAUUGGCUGGGUUGACGAAACCGAUCCAUCGCGGAGGACAGAUGGCCAGAGGAUUCAAGUCGACAGAAACGAACUGGAACGUGCCGUCGUGCCGAUCACCUUCCUGGAGCGAGCCAGAUCAGCACUGAAGAAGACGGUCAACAAGGUUAUCGGUGCUACCAGGAGCGAGACGAGAGGCGAAGGAUCGCGCCGGAGAGCCGUAAGCAAUGCUACCAGCUCAGGGCCAGACUCCCAACAUAAUUCCCCUCUGAAUCUAACCCCUGCUCUCCGGGAAACUAGACGAGCCAGCCUCCGAGGCGACGAGUACUGCUUCGCAUCACUGACAGAGCUUCAAGAAUACCACCGCCGAGAAGCAACUGAGCACCCACUCGCGCAAAGCUUGACCGCCAGUCCGGAUCUCUCCGUCUAUCAAGAUGAUCCUUUCGGACUCGACUUUACAAAGCCGUCUGCCUCUAUAGGAGCCACACCCUCCUAUGAGCACUCGCCGUCAGGGAGGUCGGAUGCCAGACCAGGUCACCCGGACCGCUCCGAAUCGACAGCGGCGUCCAUUCAGACAGUCAUUCCACGUGGGCACUCACACUCUCGAUCCACGAACUCUCUACUCGCAAGUCCAUUCCACGAGGAAGGAACCCACCCUCCGGGCCCGUUUACAGAUCACAUGGGUGCCGUCUUGGGCGGUCCGUUAUGGAGUGGUGGAAGCAGCCGGGAAUUUGGCGACGUUGCCGAGGGUCCUUCUCGAGCAAGAUCCGUCGACCGCAAUUUGUUCGAGUCCCAGAACAAGCACGCGGAACCAAUCGUUGGUACCAGCACAGCAACGGCACCAGGUCUCUUCCAACACCCGAAGCUUUAUCAUCCACGACCAUUAUCUCGAUCGAACGACGCAUCAUCUACAUAUUGCGACCAUCCUUUGGCAUCUACUCAAUUGUUCCAGCCCUAUAUGCCCGCCGCCCAUCACCAAUCGGCAUCGACUCCCAACGUGCCUCUCAGCACGCUGGCUGCCUCGAACCUCGACCAGCGCCCUUCAACGGCCAAUCGCACUUUCUACUCGGGCGGCAAGACACCAGCACCUCGAGUCUACGGAGCAAGCACCCCGGAAUCAUUUCAACGCGCACAAGAAACCUUGGCACGGCGAAGAAAGAUGGAGGAGUAUACCGAUCGGAAGAGACAACAGCUGGCUGUUUCUGCACGGGACAAAGGCCUGGCUGCGGAGUGUCCACUAUCACCGGAUGACGACAUCUUUCACCAGAAGCAGGAAGCUCGCCGCGCUCAGUCGUCCAGCUCCGUCAACUCUACCAGCAUGAGGUCUCAGAUGACUUCUCCAUCGAACGCUGCCUCGCCAAUAUCGUCUGUCAACAUGGGUUCGCAAGAGCAGUUUUACUCAGUCCCCUCGCUACCCGCCCUCAUCUCAGGGGCAUCAUCCGUCUCGGCAGACCCGGAAGGCGAGAUGCUUCAACGUCCCGGCCGUGUCCAAGUUUAUCCGGAACACGGUACCACAGAUGACAAUACCCCCCAAGCUCACACGCCACCAUCCCUCUCCAAGGAACCCACCCUGGACGUCGAUACUCCUACCGAUAUGCCAGCCGACGACACCAUCAUCCUCUCGCCCGACGAAGACGACGAUGGGUACAUUGGGGAUGGGGACACGACUUUUACUGCGGACGACGAUGAUUCCGAUAGUGACGAAGGCCUCACGAUGAUGAAGAGGAAGCCGAAAUCAAGACCCACCGACUCGGCUGCCGCGGAGAUGGAGCCGGGGAAGUUGGAGAGGAGAGGCACGAAUGGCAGUAUAGGCAGCACAGAGACUGCGAAGAAAGUUGUCAUGGACGGGUGA
Messenger RNA from Drepanopeziza brunnea f. sp. 'multigermtubi' MB_m1, 3903 nucleotides. RefSeq lists its product as uncharacterized. Gene Ontology annotation, molecular function: ATP binding; protein serine/threonine kinase activity. The record is from RefSeq and is a predicted model, not a curated record. Gene Ontology annotation, biological process: protein phosphorylation; intracellular signal transduction. NCBI's taxonomy places the organism in Eukaryota, Fungi, Ascomycota, Leotiomycetes, Helotiales, Drepanopezizaceae. Gene Ontology annotation, cellular component: cytoplasm.